AUGUCGGAGUAUGAGCGGUCUGUGCUGCUUUAUCGGUUUGCAGAACUCGUCUAUGCCAAUUCAAAAGACCUAGCUGACAUUUUGACAAUGGAAAAUGGUAAAACCUUAGCUGAAGCGCAAACCGAGGUGGAAUAUGCCGCCACCUUCCUGAUAUGGUUUGCAGAAGAAGUAAUCUGCUCCUAUGUUGCGGAACUUUACACCCACCCAUUGGUGAGGAAGGUUAGCUUCACUGGCUCUACGACCGUUGGAAAGUCAAUCGCAGAAAAGGCCGCCGGAACCAUGAAAAAGAUCUCUAUAGAGCUAGGCGGAAAUGCCCUAUAUAUUGUUUUCAACGACUGCGAUAUCGACAAAGCGACGGAUGGCGUAUUAGCUUGCAAAUUCCGAUGCUUAGGGCUGACUUGUGGUUGCGCUAAAAGGCUACUUGUCCAACGCGAUGUUCAUGAUACCUUUAUAACCGCUCUCCUUAGAAAGAUGAGGGGGUUUAAAGUGGGAUCAGGGAUGGAUCCUACUGGUACCUAUGGCCCUCUCGUGAACCGCGCUGCAGUUGAAAAGGUAAGGGGUCAUAUCAACGAUGCCACGUAUACGGGUGCGAAACUCAUCUUUGGUGGCACUGUCCGGGAUGAUCUCGGCGGAUACUUCAUCGAGCCAGCUCUUCUUACUGGCGCUACAUGA
Molecule: messenger RNA, 672 nt
Organism: Parascedosporium putredinis
Lineage: Eukaryota; Fungi; Ascomycota; Sordariomycetes; Microascales; Microascaceae
Source: the annotation of a GenBank genome assembly